AUGAAUAUUUUUAAUGCUAGAUGUUGUCUCUUAACUUUAUUUUUUUUUCUUUUCGAAAAAAAAUUUUGCAAAAAGGGUGCCGUAGGGGCAUCUGCAUUGAGCAAUGAGCCCAUUUAUUACGCCCCUAGUGGGGGGCUGCCUCCGUGUGUGAUUAUCAGUAGACAGUUAAGCGGGGAUGAGGAGGAUGGCAGUGAAGACAACGCUGAUGAUGGCGGCUUGUCCGGGGAAGGCCUUCCCUACGAAGAAGGAAAAAAGAGUGACCUUGUGAACGACACACCCAGCCAAAACCUGGACGGAGAUGAAGAUGAAGAUACCGCAAAAGAUGGAACAGCGAAGCGAAAGAUGAGUAAGAAGGAGGAAGAGGAGGAGGAUAAAAAAAUUGACAAGUUGGUAAAUGCGGAAAUGAAAAAGCAAGAGGCGGAAAAUGAUCCCGACGAGGAGUUCGACGCAGAACCAGACAACAACCAGAGAAGUGGCCAAGGAAGAAGGUCAAAACUGAGGUGCUCAAACAAACUAAAUUACAUACAGGUGACGGCGAAUGACCAAGGGGAGGAUGAUCUAUUUAGCGAAAACGACGAGGAGAGUUCCCCAAAAUUCGUGGAAUUACCCCAUAAGAUUAAGGAAGACACCAACGGCAUGCCAACUAAACAGAACGAACGGGAGGAAGCAUAUAACCGUAUUGACCAUAUUGACCGCAUGGACCGAGCGGAAAAAGAAAGCAAUGCGAAUGACUUAAAAUUUGUGGAGGGGAAUACCUUCAUGCAGGAGGGAGAACAGCACAACGAAAAUUCAACUGAUCCAAUAGGAGAAAGAGAAAGAAAAAGGAGUAGUUCCUCCUCACCCAAUAGACAUACCAGAAACAGUUUUAUGGACCUCAAAAUAGUGCCUGAUAAAUUGCCCCUUAAUUUUACCAACUCCUCUGGUAGCCCCCUAUUUCACAAAAAUUUGCAGAAAACUGUUCAUAAGCACUCACCCUGGCCUAUCUUGGCGUCCGACUCUGGUUCCACCCGCGCAUCCUGGGCAGACGUCAACAGUAGUACCUACAAUGUGAGUCCAUUCAGCUUCAUCUCAGUACAUACACAUAACGCUUUGCACUUAAUGCCUAUGAAUUUUCAAGUCCAAAAUUCCGUCAUGAAGAUAAGUGACGAAGCGUUCGACAAAUUGAAGCUUCAGAACAGCGUCAAUGUGUAUGACAAAGAUGAAUUGGUAGACUAUAAGUAUGAAAACUUUGAGGUGAAGGAAGGGGAAGAAUAUAAUGACGGGAAUGACAUAAACGACAUGAAUGACGUGAAUGGCGCAAAUGAGGAAAAGGGUGGGGAGGAGGAGGGUUCCAAUGGGGAAGGAGCAGAUUCGAAUUCAGAUCAGAACAACAGUUCGGAUGGACGUGGAUUCUUCGAUGGGAGCUUGGUCACCUACACCAUUGUCAUUUUAAUAGGUGUUAUAAUUCUGCUUUUAAGUUUUGUCAUUUAUUACUACGACUUAAUAAACAAGGUGAAGAGGCGAAUGAGUGCAAAACGGAAGAACAACCAAUCUAUGACCAUUGCGAAUGAUACUUCUGCGGGGCUCUACAUGGACGACACUUACAAGGAGAGUCCCCACGUUUGA
Messenger RNA from Plasmodium coatneyi, 1605 nucleotides. RefSeq lists its product as uncharacterized. Lineage: Eukaryota; Apicomplexa; Aconoidasida; Haemosporida; Plasmodiidae. The record is from RefSeq and is a predicted model, not a curated record. Bases 1 to 1605 code for a protein of 534 amino acids. The transcript has a single exon.